AUGAGAACUCAGUCAAUCGAUUUAUCGAUCUGGCGUCGGCAUACAGAGUUCUGCGUAGUCACCAGUCUUGCGCCGUCGGUCGAUGAUUGGCCUACGAGCCUUAUAACUGUGGUUUGUUCUGCUGCUGCUGCUGCUGCUGCUGCUGCUGCUGCUGCUGCUGCUGCUGCUGCUGCUGCUGCUGCUGCUGCUGCUGCUGCUGCUGCUGCUGCUGCUGCUGCUGCUGCUGCUGCUGCUGCUGCUGCUGCUGCUGCUGCUGCUGCUGCUGCUGCUGCUACCUCUGAAGAUGGACUCCUGUACGAGUCUGAAAGCUCAGGACAAUAA
This is a messenger RNA of Spirometra erinaceieuropaei, 321 nucleotides long. NCBI's taxonomy places the organism in Eukaryota, Metazoa, Platyhelminthes, Cestoda, Diphyllobothriidea, Diphyllobothriidae. The record is from the annotation of a GenBank genome assembly.